Molecule: messenger RNA, 2808 nt
Organism: Spodoptera frugiperda (fall armyworm)
Lineage: Eukaryota; Metazoa; Arthropoda; Insecta; Lepidoptera; Noctuidae
Product: MATH and LRR domain-containing protein PFE0570w-like
Exons: 6
Coding region: 10-2793 (927 amino acids)
Biological process (GO): proteolysis
Molecular function (GO): serine-type endopeptidase activity
Source: RefSeq, a predicted model, not a curated record
GACAUCGUAAUGCAAUUAAGUAUUAAUAAACAUUUUUAUAUUUCAGAUCCGCAGCAGGUGAACGAGUUGCAAAGUGGACGUCGCAUCUACGGGGGACAAGAAGCAAAGAUCGAACGGUUUCCAUUCAUGGCUAGUGUGCAGUUCUUCAAGAAGUUCCAGUGCGCCGGCUCCAUCAUCACGGCUGAUGUGGUCAUCACUUCGGCUUCAUGUCUUCAGUUAGCUUGGAACAACCGUUUCUACAACGAGAAUCCAGCCUUCCUGUCGUUGCAAGUGGGGAGCACUUACUAUGAACACGGAGGGGAGAACAUCCCCGUGCUGGAGAUACAUUUCCAUCCGAACUACGAACCUAAGACUUUGGGUAAUAAUUUGGCGCUAUUGAGGAUGGUGAGAGCUCUGUCGUUCGGGAGGAAGCAGAAGAAGAUUAAGAGGAUAGACAUAGAUCGGAAUCCGUGGCCGCUGCCCUCAAAUACUGAGGGCAUCACUAUAGUUGGCUGGGGAGCAAGAAGUCUCAACACCCACAUUAUUGAACAAGCUCGGAAGAAUAGGCUGACUUAUGCUGUUUUGGACUUUUAUCCACAUGAAGAGUGUCAAGAAAUAUAUUCCAGCGAGUUCGUGACGCGCCAUAACUUCUGCGCUGGAUUCUUCUCCAAGGGCGGCGGCGCGUGUAAUCGUGACGCAGGAGGUCCGGGCGUUGUUGACGGCGUUCUCGUAGGAGUCGUCAGCUUCGGUUCUCCAAGUUGCGGAGCUCCUGACGCUCCCACUGUAUUCACCAAACUGGGCUACUACACUGACUGGAUCGAGCAAAUCAUGGAACAGGAGGUACCAUCUGGGAAAGCUUUGACGACACGCAAACCAGCUAAGAGAACAACAUUUAAUAUAGCUGCCACUUACAUACAUACGUCUGCAAAUCUUAAUAUACAGCCAAUAACUGAAGAUUUUGACACUACAGCAGAAUCGACCACAGAAAAUGUAAAAAAGGCAAUUCGAACAGGAAAACAAGAUUUUACAGAUUUCCUCGAAACAUUAUUUGAUAGCGAAGAAGUCACUGAAUCUUCAGGCAAUGAUGAAGAAACAGAUAGUGAGGAAGAGAUAGGGUCAGAAAUACAUGUUAAAAAGAAAAACAAAAAGAAGAAAAUGAUAAGGAAAAAGAAAUUAAAACGUAAACAUAAACAGAAAAUUGGAAAGGGUCCAAAUAUAAAAGAUCUCGACCAAAACAAGUUGAGUACUACCAAGACUAGGAUAGUGAAAAGGCCAUUAAACCUGAGACCUGCCACAGAGCGUACUACUCCUGCAGUAAACAAUAAUCAAAAAACAAGAGUCACUAGGAAGUUAGUUAAGGAAUACGAUAUUUUUGCCUCUGAGGAAAUGAUCACACCACCUUACGCGAAAGCUGAAUCUAAACAACUAUCCGAUGUGAGUUACGGUUAUAGCGAUGAAGACAAAGAAAAUAUUGAUGAUUAUAGUGAUGAAUAUAAUGAUGAAGAUGAAUUAGGAAGUUCUGAAGACCAACAAAAAGUAGACGAGGUUAUCGAGGGUCUGGUAGAUAACAUAAACUUAAACGAAAUCCUGGGAUCCGAUGAAAAUUUAUUUGAUGAUGAUAGUGAACAUGAAAUCGCAAAAUUGAUCAACAAAAACGAUAAACAUAAAAAGGUCAAGUUGGUUGACACGAACCCUUAUUUGGCAGGCUUGACGAAAAAAAGACUACAAAAUAAAGAUCUAGAUGAGACGGACGACUUUGGUAAAAGUCAUGAAGAUGAUAGAGAAGGCGACAGUGAAAACGACAGCAAUACAGAGCAACGCAUUUCUUUGGAGCGUAAACAUUCAAAUAGUAAUAAGAAAAAGAAAAUUCCAGAUGAUGAUGAUGGUGAUGAUGAUAAUAAAAAAGUAAAGAAAAAUAAUAAACACGUCAAAGGAAAAGGAAAGAAAAAUAAUAAACACGUCAAAAGAAAAGGAAAGAAAAAGAAGCAGAAAAUUACUACACGAGAAAAAGAGGUACACCGCACUACCCAGAGAAAGAUGACAAUGAUGAUAGAUGAUACCACUGAAAAAUACGAGAAGGAUGAAGGUAAAAAAGCUGUCGCCGAAUAUUUGGAAAAUCUAAGAGCCAGAGUAGUUAAAAAUAAGGAAGAUAAAGUUAAAAGAAUAGAUAUUCAUAAGAAAAGGAGACAAAAAAAUCAGGAUAAAAAUAAAGAUGACGAAACCAUUGAUGCUAAGGAAAAGAAGAAACAAACUUCAAAUGGAGACAACGAGGAUGAACAUGCCUUUGGUGACGAAUUAAAAAAGCAAAUCUAUUUCAAAGCUAUUGAAGAUAUUCUUAAGAAAAAGAAGAAUGUUAUUGCAGAAGAUGCUGUAGUUCAAGAAUCAACUAAACAUAAGAAAAAGCAGUUAAUCAGUGCGAAUCCGAAAACGGACGUUGAAAAGUUAAUGAUGGAUAAAAUCUAUGAGGUAAUGAAAAUGAAAACAGCAGCAACAUAUGAUAGUGACAAUUUGGCUGAUGAAGAAGACAUUAAAAAGUUAGUUCAACAAAGUAAAGAUGAUGCAGACAAUAGCAAUGACCCCGUGGACGUAAUCACUAGAAAUAUUAAAAAAGACGGCAAAAAAGUUAAAUUGAAUACAGAAAAUAAUAGAGAUGAUGAAAGUGAUGAAAAAUUAAGAAUGCUAGCGAAACUAAUGAAAAGUAUGAAGCUGAAGAAAAAUGCCAAUAAAGGGAAUCGCAAUAGUACUGAGAAUCUGUUUAAGCUUAUAGUUGGAUCUGGUGACAUUUACAAGUUGCUUUUGGAGAACGCAGGUUAAAAUAAAUGUAUGAGU